AUGAAAGAUCAAGAAAGGGUGGUACCGAUCGCGAACGUGAGCCGGAUCAUGAAGAAAUCCCUCCCUCCUAACGCCAAGAUCUCAAAGGAAGCGAAAGAAACAGUGCAGGAAUGCGUGUCGGAGUUCAUAAGCUUCGUGACGGGGGAGGCCUCUGAUAAAUGCCAGAGGGAGAAGAGGAAGACCAUCAAUGGCGAUGAUUUGCUGUGGGCCAUGACAACUCUUGGAUUCCAGAACUAUGUUGACCCCCUUAAGGAUUAUCUCACCACUUACAGAGACACUUCUUCUCCUAUUCAUGAUAAGACCAAGAUUGCUACUGCAAACCCUAGUUUUUUGCAGGGUUUUACCAGUGAUGCUGGAGGAGUCGUUAUCGAAUUCGCCACUUCAUCAUGGUGUUGA
Messenger RNA from Salvia miltiorrhiza (redroot sage), 396 nucleotides. RefSeq names its product nuclear transcription factor Y subunit B-3-like. Gene Ontology annotation, molecular function: DNA-binding transcription activator activity, RNA polymerase II-specific; protein heterodimerization activity; RNA polymerase II cis-regulatory region sequence-specific DNA binding. The transcript has a single exon. Gene Ontology annotation, biological process: regulation of transcription by RNA polymerase II. Bases 1 to 396 code for a protein of 131 amino acids. The record is from RefSeq and is a predicted model, not a curated record. NCBI's taxonomy places the organism in Eukaryota, Viridiplantae, Streptophyta, Magnoliopsida, Lamiales, Lamiaceae. Gene Ontology annotation, cellular component: nucleus; CCAAT-binding factor complex.